This is a messenger RNA of Electrophorus electricus (electric eel), 2986 nucleotides long. It is a transcript of the gene susd1, whose product is annotated as sushi domain containing 1. The record is from RefSeq and is a predicted model, not a curated record. NCBI's taxonomy places the organism in Eukaryota, Metazoa, Chordata, Actinopteri, Gymnotiformes, Gymnotidae. Gene Ontology annotation, molecular function: calcium ion binding.
CAGCCGUCAUGAACAGUGCAGUGAGCAUCACAGUCUUCAUCCUGCUCACCACAGCCAUCGCCAUAAUGACAGAUGGAGGCGUUUACUCGGAUGGUCAACGACCACAGAUGGAGGUGUGCACUCGAGUGAUCAACGACUGCAGAUGGAGGCGUGUACUUGAGUGAUCAACAACCGCAGAUGGAGGCGUGUACUCAGGAGGUCAACGACCUCAAAUGGAGGCAUGUACUCGGAUGGUCAAUGACCACAGAUGGAGGCGUGUACUCAGGAGGUCAAUGACCACAGAUGGAGGCGUGUACCCAGGCGUUGGAGCAGAGGUGGAUGUGUGUGCCUCCUGCCAUGCGAAUGCCACCUGUGAGGAUAAGACCGACGGCACCGGAGGGAAAGUCUGUAACUGCAUGUAUGGCUUUGUGGGUAACGGGAGAACUCACUGCCAAGACAAGGAUGAGUGUCAGCUGGGGCGAAUCUGCGGUGAUCACAGCACGUGCCACAACACCCACGGCAGCUACUACUGCACCUGUGUGUCAGGCUACACCCCCACCAACCACAAGGCCGUCUUCAUCCCCAACGAUGGAACCUACUGCCAUGAUGUAGACGAGUGUGAGGUAGAGAAUAUUUGCGGAGAGGGAGGUGUGUGUAUGAACAAAGAAGGGGAUUUCUCUUGUACUUGCCAGAUUGGAUACACAGUUCAGAAAGGAUUCGAACCCUUCCAGCCUCUCAGAGACAAGGCCUACUGCGAGAUGGUAGACUGCGGUGCUCCCCCUGUUGUCCAACAUGCUGUACAGCUCUCUCCAUCCAACACCCAUUAUGGUAGCACUGUACAGUUUGGCUGUGCAGAUGGCUUUGUCUGGAGGAACGGUGUCAACACCACUGUCUGUGGCCCUGACGGACGCUGGAGUGGCCCCAGCUUGCACUGUGAAGCGGUGAACUGCAGUGAGCCACGCUUGUUCCCCCACUCCCACCACCUCUGGAGUGGCAGCUCCCAGCUUGGCUCUGUCGUCCACUACGUGUGCCACGUCGGGUUUUAUAACGCUGGCACUCAGAGCACCUCUGUGUGCUCUGCUCUCGGGCGCUGGAGCGCCAUCGACUUUAGGUGUCGAGAGAUACAGUGUGGCAUUCCCCUUCCUCUCCCUCACUCUGUAGUAUUAUGGGACGGACACAGUAAGAUCGGCUCCAGAGUGCUGUAUGCGUGUGAAACUGGAUAUCACAGUGUAGGUGAAGGAGACAUUUCAGUGUGUAACUCAAGUGGACAUUGGACCAAAACACAUGUCACAUGCGAAGAGAUCCAAUGUGGGGAGCCCUCUAUGCUGCCUCACAGUGGUCGCAUAUGGAAUGGCAACGUGCGCUUUAAUAGUACUGUAAUCUAUUACUGUAUGGAAGGAUAUUACCCUGCAGUGGGAAAAAAUAAAUCUGUGUGCAGUGAGAAUGGCUCCUGGACCAAGCCGACUCUGCUCUGCAGAGAAAUAGAGUGUGGUGUUCCCCCCUCUUUCCCUCAUGCAGUAAUGUUGUGGACUGGACUCAGUAAAAUAGGGACAGAAGUGCGUCAUAAGUGUGAUGAUGGUUUCUAUAACGCUGGCACUGAGGACAUGUCCGUAUGCAACAGCAGGGGGAUGUGGAGUCUUCCACGGUUUGCCUGUCAAGAGGUCGACUGUGGCACCCCUCCCCCUCUCGCUCACACACUGCUGUCCUGGGACGGCAGCUCGACCCUGGGCUCUGUGGCUCGGUAUGAGUGUGAAGCAGGAUACCACAGCCGCAGCACACAGUGUGUGUCUGUGUGCAGCUCCGACAACCAGUGGAGCACCGUCCACUUGCACUGCCAAGCGUAUUGUGGGCCAACUCCACUGCUGGCCCACUCACAGGUACUGUGGGAGAACAGCACCGUGGUUGUUCACCGCUGCAUAAAAGGAUACUACAGCCGCACAGGAAGUGACAUGUCAGUAUGCGACACCACAGGAAGGUGGCAGGUGGCCACUCUACGCUGUCGAGAGGUUCGUUUUGGAGUGCGAGGCCUGGCCAUGUUUAAUCAGAGAUGUCUGCAGUGGAACACGGAGGCAGAGCACAGUGGUGCCAGAGAGCAGUACAGAGUGUCUUUUAUAGGAGAGAGGCUCUUUGACCACUCAUUCAGUGAUAGUCAGAGGAAGCUGUUCAGUUCUGCUGCCCUGCAUCCUGUUGUCUGCUUAAACCUGCAGCCUGCCACAAACUAUACCAUUACUGUUACAGCACAGAGUACUGGAGACACAGCUACAGUUACUGCCAACACCAGCAUACCAGUUCCUUCCACACCUGAGGUCAGGUACAGUGAGGUGGACGCUCACCUGCCCAUGCUCAGACUACGCAGAGCCCCCAGCACGCUGGACCCAAUAUGUGCAUACCAGGUGAUAGUGUUACCUGUGGAGGGCAUGCUGGUGUUUGACUGCGGCCUGUCCUUGUUGACCCGGUCCUCUGAGCAGGGAGGGUGUCGGGGCGAGUAUGUGGCAGCCCAGCUGGAGCUGCGUGGUCUGGGCACGGAUGUGAACUUCACCCUGGGCAACCGCCAGCUGUACGGACAGUUCUACAAUGCGCCACUGGAGUCGGGGAAAGAUUACUACAUCAUACUGCGCACAGUCUGCCACUGGAAACAGAUGAGAAAGCAAUCCUGUGUCAUCUGGGCCAAAGCCUUAGGAGCAUCCUAUGCCAGCGAGAUGUCUGCCCUGGUGACUUUUGGAUCUAUCGGGGUUGUGGGUGUGUUGUGCAUCAUGGGUUACUGCUGCAGCUGCUUCGAAGUCCUCCGCUGCCGCAGCUGAAUCAUGGGACAGUGUGCUCUGGUCGCACACAUGUAGUAUGCCGGCCAGGAACUUUUCGCGUACUCCUUGAUGAAUACUAGGUGUUCGAUGUACUGCUUUGGCAUAUUGUACAGCAUGGAAGUAUGUGGUUUUGGACGGACCUUUAGUAUAAAAUAUGCUGACCUUUAUUCUCGAAACCAAACCUGGUGUUUUACUCUUCUCCAUCU